AUGAUAACUUUGGGACCUAUGAUCACAGGAGGCCACAGCUUCGAAUUCGGUAUCAAGGACACGCCAGUGCAUGUCGCUUGCAAUGGCAAUAUCCCUCGACUCAAAUGGAUUUCCUCGCAAUUCGUUCUCCUCUGGGACGAGGCCGACAAACGCAGCUGGCUUACCAACGGCACUAGCGCUCUGUCACAUGUCGAUAGAGCCUCAUUAGCAUAUGACAGCACUAAUAAACUCCAAUCGGCCUUUGUCUUCGAAGCAGGUGAUCUACAAGAGUCAACGAAGCCCUUCACUACCGAUUCCGCAAUUGACGUACUCAUCAAUCCCAAAAGCUUGGCUCUCAAGCUUUACCCAGAAAGAAAUGGUUUCAUUGAGGGAAUGCCUCGAAAGGAUCUCGAGGGCUGGGACUUCGAGGACCUCAGCGCGAACCGGGAUCCGUUACAUCCGCGAUUAAUCACUCUUGAGCCUGCUGCCGGACCAGCCCUUUGUGACUACUGGUAUCAACUACCGAGACACCGAUACCUGAUCGCAUGCUCCAUUUCGGAUAUACAGGAUGUCGUUAGAGACCAUCGCAGUUCCGAAUCCGACCAUGCUCGACUGAGUGAUAAUCUGAUAUGGCAUAACGCGGUUAACAUCUCAGGGAAAUGUCAGUGUGGCGAUGAUGCAGGACAUAGUGCAGACGGGAAUGCCACAUGGACUGGUUCGGUGGCAUUCCCGUCUGCACUAUCUCACACAUUGUGUCCGAAUAAGGGCCCCAUCAAACUCGGCGGUGCAGCUGUUUUUGGACACAGCCCGGGCUUCUCCUGGACGUGGGGUGAUACCGGUCCUCCUACACAACGACAAUCAAAACAAGAGAUUGUUGUGAGUUAUGUGUUAGACAAGACAGAUAAGGACAGUGGAGUUGGUGAAAGCGUAGGGGCAUCCUCAUCUGAGAGUCAUGCCUCGCCAAUACCGAGCUCGAGUAUAUCACGUUCACCAUUGUCACUGAGGAAGUCAAACACAGCGUCGCCGAGCGUAAGAAAUAUCUGUUCCCGAAGCGAAUACACUUUUGGAAUCCUUUGCGCGUUAGCGGUCGAGCUGAAGGCAGUACCAGCUCUGUUUAACCAGAGACACCAGUAUCCCCCGAGAGCAAUCGGCGAUAACAAUCAGUAUGCACUUGGGGAAAUGGCUCGAAAUAUGGUAGUAGCAACAUCACUUCCACCUGGAGAAUACGGAACAAACGCAGCCGCAUCAGCAGUGUCUGAUAUGAUGCGCAGCUUCACGUCUAUACAGUUCUGUCUACUUGUUGGCAUUGCCGGUGGCGCGCCCUCUGAGGACAAUGGUAUUCGACUCGGCGAUGUGAUAGUAGGCUUGCCUACCCAGACUUUCCCAGGUGUCAUUCAGUAUGAUCUCGGUAAGGAGAAUGAUGGGUGUGAGUUUGAGGUGACAGACGUUUUGCAACGACCGCCUCGGACCCUGGCCAAUGCUACCAGCAAGAUCCGGUCGGAUCCAGACAUUGAACUCGAUGCACUGAACCCACAUCUUACUAGCAUAGUCGACUCACUCCCAGCAUAUGGUAACCCAGGUCAAGAACUCGACGUGCUCUCCCACGCCGCUUGUACUCGCAGGACGUGCAAACCUGACUGUACCCAUCUUGAGCAACGCCUCCCACGAUUAACGGCAGAGCCUAUGAUUCACUAUGGCCUUGUAGCAUCAGGAAAUCGCGUGGUCAAAGACGCAACCCUGCGAGAUCGGCUAUCUCGCAAGUAUGGGGUGCUAUGUUUCGAGAUGGAAGCUGCUGGGGUAAUGAACAGGGCAGAUUGCCUUGUGAUACGAGGGAUAUGUGACUACAGUGAUGCCCAAAAGAACAAGAUCUGGCAGAACUAUGCUGCUGCUGUGGCCGCAGCAUACACUAAGCUUUUGCUCAGUGCGGUGGCGGCGAACAAUGACCUUGGCGGCGGUAAUGUGAGAACGGAUGGUGAGCCUGUGUUUAAGAGGCGGAGGAUCAAUACUGGUAGUGAAGGACGUGUAUAG
Fusarium mangiferae is the source of this 2007-nucleotide messenger RNA. RefSeq lists its product as uncharacterized. The record is from RefSeq and is a predicted model, not a curated record. NCBI's taxonomy places the organism in Eukaryota, Fungi, Ascomycota, Sordariomycetes, Hypocreales, Nectriaceae. Gene Ontology annotation, biological process: nucleoside metabolic process. The coding region runs from base 1 to 2007 and encodes 668 amino acids. The transcript is spliced from 3 exons. Gene Ontology annotation, molecular function: catalytic activity.